AUGUCAUCAGAAGAACCGGACAGUAAACGCAGAAAACCCAAUGAGGCGGUUGCAGAGAAUGUUUCAUCCAUGAUCAUCAAUGAUACUACUGUGUCACUCAUUGUCACUCCCUCCAAAGAAUCAUCCGAGGAAGAAUCGAAGGUGACCGAACCAGAGGCUGCCGUAGACAAUAAGGAUACCAACACUCGGAAUACUGUCGGAAAUCAAAAUACCAGACACAACAGCGAGCAGAACAAACCAAACAACGAGGAAAAGGAGGAGAAAGAACAAGAAUCGGAGGAACAGGAAGAAGCGGAGGAGAUAGAUAACCCAGCUGUGAAACAGCUCUUUCAAGAUUUACGAUUGGCCAAGUCAUGUGAUGCAGCUACUGAAGUAAUAGAAAAGCUGUUGCAAGAGUUACAUACCGGAGACGCAGAGGUUUAUAACCCAGAAGAAGUAUCAGAUUCGUAUUACUACGGUGAUACAAUUUCUCUUCCCGUUGCCAAGUUCAUUGUGAAAUCCAGUGGCGUCUUUACCAUUUUGAUGGCUUUGAACGAGUUUCUUCUUUCACGAUCGUAUAUGUUCAACUGCAAGGCUGUCCGUCUUUUACAUUUGCUAUCUCAUUCGGUCCCAGCAGCGUGCGGGCAACUUCUUGAUGCAGGUGCCAUCCGCAGCUUGCUGAAACUUAAUGCAUGCUCUGAAAUGAGUGUCGCAGCCCGGAGUUUGUUGGAUCGUGAACGGAUAAAAAUGAACGCUGCGUACUCAUUAAAGUCCAAUACGAUUGGUAUCUUGUGGAUUUUGGUUGAUACGUUGGAUUGGAGCGUUUGCAAGGAAACAGUUACAAAAGAAACCCUGGAUUUUGUCCUUUCAACAAUGAAAAAGUACCCGAAAGAUGUGCACACGCAAGAUGUUGGCAUCGACUACUUGCACCUAGUGGGACUUGAGGGGGGUCCAGACAUCCUAAGUAUGUUGCGAGAGAAGCAAGUUGGAUAUCGUCUUGUGGCUGCCUUGAAUUAUUUUCAAGAUGAAGACUCUGACGGCGUCGGAGUCAAAGGGAGGGCCCAAAAAGCCCUACAAUGGUACUCGUCCAUGUACUAA
Molecule: messenger RNA, 1077 nt
Organism: Cylindrotheca closterium
Lineage: Eukaryota; Bacillariophyta; Bacillariophyceae; Bacillariales; Bacillariaceae
Source: the annotation of a GenBank genome assembly